AUGGAGUCGCUGACUGACGAGCAGCGCGCGCUGUUCUCCGAUGGGGGUCAGUUAGAUGACUAUGAGGUACUAAAACCCAUUGGAAAAGGAAAAUUCUCAGUAGUGUAUAAGGCCAAGCGACGACAUGAUAAUCAGGCAGUGGCACUCAAGAAGAUCGCCAUUUUCGACAUGAUGAACCUCAAAGCUCGCGAAAAAACACUGAAAGAGGUGCGUCUGGUGCAGUCGGUUGGUCACCCAAACAUCAUUCAAUAUCUGGAUGCAUUCGUCCAGAAUAACGAGCUUUACAUUGCAUUUGAGUGGGCAGAAGCGGGUGAUCUCAAGCGUCAAAUUCGAAAGGCCAAUGAGAAAGGGGUGCGCUUUGAUGAACGCACGAUAUGGAGAUACUUCACGCAGCUCUGCGGUGCGAUUCUGUAUCUACACCAGAACCGAAUUAUGCACCGUGAUCUCAAACCGGCGAAUAUUUUCUUAACUCUCAAAGGGGUAGUCAAAGUAGGUGAUCUUGGAUUGGGUCGAUAUUUAAGCGAAAAUACGAUAGAGGCUCGGUCGAAAGUGGGGACGCCGCUGUAUAUGUCGCCGGAGGUGCUGCGUGGCGAAAGUUACGACUGGAAAAGCGACGUGUGGUCUAUGGGGUGUAUUUUGUACGAACUUGCGAUGCUUCGAUCGCCUUUUAAGUCGGAAGGGUUGAAUCUUGUGGGGCUGUUCCAGAAGAUUAACAAAGGUUACUAUGAAGAGAUCCCGGAGGUCUAUAGUGAUCAUCUACGCGGAAUUAACGAGACCGCCCAGUGCUGUAUUGCAGGAACGAAUGCAAAAACAUCAGGCUGCCUCUCAAAGCAACAAUAG
Messenger RNA from Phytophthora nicotianae INRA-310, 840 nucleotides. Its product is annotated as NEK protein kinase. The transcript is spliced from 3 exons. NCBI's taxonomy places the organism in Eukaryota, Oomycota, Peronosporomycetes, Peronosporales, Peronosporaceae. Gene Ontology annotation, biological process: protein phosphorylation. The record is from RefSeq and is a predicted model, not a curated record. Gene Ontology annotation, molecular function: ATP binding; protein kinase activity. Bases 1 to 840 code for a protein of 279 amino acids.